Messenger RNA from Cyclocybe aegerita, 822 nucleotides. The record is from the annotation of a GenBank genome assembly. Lineage: Eukaryota; Fungi; Basidiomycota; Agaricomycetes; Agaricales; Hemipholiotaceae.
AUGUUCUUCCGCUCGCUCUCCACCAUCGCCACCUUCGCCUGCGCGUCUUUCGUCGCUGCUGCGCCCCUGUCCGCGCCCAAUGUCGCCGACUUGACUGCAGGUCUCCCUCUGCCUGCUCUUCCCGCUGUGCCUGCUGUCCCAGGCCUGCCCGAGCUGCCUGGAGUGCAUGCUCCCGCCCUUCCUCGCGCUGAUAUCCUCGGCGGUGUUAGUGGCGUCGUCGGCACUGUGCAAGGUGUCGCUGCCAACCCUGUUGGAGUUGUAGGCGCCGUCGGCGGUGUUACCGGAGGCCUUGUUCGCCGUGAUAUCGUCGAUGCUGCCCACCCCUCUCUUCCAGAAGUUUUCAAGGGCGUUUUGGGAAAGCUUCUGCCCGUUGUUGAUAAGCUCAAGGCUGCUGUCGAGGUUAAGGCCGAUAUCAAGGUUGAAGUUGUUGUUGACCUCCUCCACGAGGUUGCCUUCAUCCUGAACGACGCACUAAUCCUGGUCCAAUACAUCGCCGAGCACCCGACUGAGUUUGUCCUUAACCUGGGCGAGACCGUCCUCAGCAUCAAAGAAGUCUCCUUUGUCGUUGGCACUGUCAUCUCGCUUCUCUUUACCGCCCUCGGCCUUGUGUUCGGCGCCGUUGAUGUUGCCGCUCACGGUGUUAUUGCACCUGUCAUUGCUGAAAUCGGCGGCCUUGUUGCUAAGCUCCUCACAGUGGUUCUUGCCCUCGUCCCUGGCCUCCUGGCUCUGCUCAUCCCCACAAUCACUUCUGUCAUUCCGAUUGUGUAUCACCUCAGCCUCGCCAACGUCGUCGCCGUCCUUGGCCUCCCUGCUCUGUUCUGA